GUAACCAGCUGUAGCUUAAUGUGUUCCUCUUCUCAACAUGUUGUCAUCAUCAUUUCAUUGAUCUUCUUUAAGGCUGUUAAAAGAGCACCUUCCUCUUGAAUCUAGACACUUUGAAGAGGCUUAUUUACUGUUGAGAGCCCACUCAACAAUGGAGGGAUUUCUGUUGUCGUGGAUGACUCAUUUAGGUUAUUUUCCCUCUUCGACACUGCUGGAUAUAGAUUUUUUUCCCUUUUGUUUCACGUGCAUGUUUCACCUCUCAGAUACUCUGUAGAAUCUGUUGGGACUUUUAUAGAGUGUGAAAUAUUUGCAGUAAGUGUGAGGUUUGGAGGAGCAAAGUGAGACAAAGCAUGGCCGAUGGAACAGCUGAGUGUUGAACCCUUCUGUCCAGGGAGGCACCCCAGAAAUGACCACAGUGUCCAUGGAGCCUAUAGGAGUCCUUGUGGAGAAGGGUGCCAAUGCCACUGACCCCCCUCUAAACUCCCAUGAAGAUGCAGCUGCCACCUUUACCAUCAGCACCAUCCUCUCCAUCAUGUGCCUGAUUGGAGUCUCGGGAAACAUUUACACCUUGGUGGUCAUGUGCCAUUCCAUGAGGACUGUAGCUUCCAUGUAUAUCUACAUCAUAAACCUAGCUUUGGCAGAUCUACUGUAUCUUCUCACGAUCCCCUUCGUGGUCUGCACACACUUCUUGAAAGGAUGGUAUUUUGGCAACACAGGGUGUCGGAUUCUAAUUAGCAUGGACUUCCUGACCAUGCAUGCCAGCAUCUUCACGCUGACCAUUAUGAGCACGGAGCGCUACUUUGCAGUGCUCAAGCCACUCGAAACAGUCAAACGAUCUAAAAGUUACCGGAAGGCCAUCGCUCUGCUGGCCUGGGCAGCUUCUCUCAUCCUGGCCCUACCAAUGAUUGUGAGCAUUCAGCUAAUGACAGUGGGCAACAAAGCCAUGUGUCAGCCCACCUUGUCCCCACUCUCUUACAAGAUUUACAUCUCCGUCCUGUUUUGCACUAGCAUUGUCGCUCCAGGACUCAUCAUUGGCUAUCUCUACACCCAGCUUGCGCGGACUUAUUGGGUUUCACAGACAGAGACUUUCAAACAGACCAGGAAACUUCCCAAUCAAAAGGUGCUCUACCUGAUCUUCACCAUUGUGCUCCUCUUCUGGGCAUGUUUCUUGCCAUUCUGGAUCUGGCAGCUGCUGGGUCAGUUCCACCCUUCACUGUCCCUCUCCACCAAAGCUAAGCGCAUCAUCAACUACCUGACCACAUGUCUGACCUACUCCAACAGCUGUAUCAACCCUUUCCUCUACACAUUGCUCACCAAAAACUACAAGGAGUACAUGAGGAAGCACAAGCGCUCCUGGACAGCUGGCAGCUACUUCAGUAGAAGGAGUCGUUUUCAGCACUCACCUCGCAGGUCACCAUCGUCCAGCAGUCAGCAGUGUACUGAGAGCUUCAUGCUCACACACACAGCCUCCCUGCGGGCUCAUAACAGCAGUCUGUGAGUUCAUCCCACUAGAGAGAACAAAGUUUGAUAUGAGAGCUGUGGUGGAUCAGGACAAGAGAGAACCUGCUGGAGGUGAAACAGACCCUGAACACAUCACCACAACUAUGCAACAGGACGCAGAAAAUAAAAGUUUCUUUUGUAUUUGCAGCUCAAUGCCUGUGGACAAAGCAGCAUUGAGCUGGCUGCUGCUGCUUGAGACGUCUGUAUUGAUCUGUCACUCCCAGGACUUCCUGUGGCAUCAGGAGAAAGAUGAUCAUAACAAAAGAGAUGUUGUCCUCCUGUGUUUAACCUCUGUCCUUCUCGGUGAAUGAGAGGAGAUGUGUGCACAGUGACAACAGGGGAGUGAUGCUGUUGCACAGGACAUUUGUGGAUGACAUCAUCGAGGCAUCAGGUGUUUGAUUUCCAAAAAAAAAGAGUUUGU
This is a messenger RNA of Seriola dumerili (greater amberjack), 1918 nucleotides long. It is a transcript of the gene uts2r1, whose product is annotated as urotensin-2 receptor-like. Gene Ontology annotation, biological process: blood vessel diameter maintenance; neuropeptide signaling pathway; regulation of blood pressure. The transcript is spliced from 5 exons. The record is from RefSeq and is a predicted model, not a curated record. Gene Ontology annotation, molecular function: urotensin II receptor activity. Bases 404 to 1495 code for a protein of 363 amino acids. Gene Ontology annotation, cellular component: membrane. Lineage: Eukaryota; Metazoa; Chordata; Actinopteri; Carangiformes; Carangidae.